Cylicostephanus goldi is the source of this 438-nucleotide messenger RNA. Lineage: Eukaryota; Metazoa; Nematoda; Chromadorea; Rhabditida; Strongylidae. The record is from the annotation of a GenBank genome assembly.
AUGCUAGAACACUACUGUCCUUGGGACACUUAUCACAUUGAAGUACCCGAAAGACUAUCCACUAUUCUGGAUGUCGUUCAGGAGCCUGAGUUGUCAAAAAACAUCGAGUUUCUGCAGCUGCGUUCUGCUACCGAGGAAGAAAUAGAGAUGGUCCAUACGAAAGAAUAUAUUUCUGAUAUCAAGAAAACUAAAGAGAUGUCUACGUAUGAACAAGAAGAAUUUUGCUCGAAUUAUGAAGAUAUCUACGUAAAUAAGCAUACCUUCGAGGCUGCUUUAUUAGCAGCUGGGUGUACAUUCCAAUUAAUGGAUGCAGUCUGUCGAACUGGUACUCCAGGGUUUGCAGCUGUGCGACCACCCGGUCACCAUGCUUUUCCAGAUCGAGGUUGUGGUUUUUGUAUUUUUAACAAUGUUGUGCUUGCUGCUAAAUAUGUAAGUUGA